Molecule: messenger RNA, 615 nt
Organism: Mytilinidion resinicola
Lineage: Eukaryota; Fungi; Ascomycota; Dothideomycetes; Mytilinidiales; Mytilinidiaceae
Product: ras-domain-containing protein
Exons: 3
Coding region: 1-615 (204 amino acids)
Biological process (GO): signal transduction
Cellular component (GO): plasma membrane
Molecular function (GO): GTPase activity; GDP binding; GTP binding
Source: RefSeq, a predicted model, not a curated record
AUGGCUUCUGGGUCGAUGCCGACGGAUAAGUUGGUGGUGUUUGGUGAACAUCGAGAGGACUGCACUGCCUUGAUCAAUCAAUUUACCUUGAACCAUUUUGUACCCACCUACGAUCCUACUAUCGGGGAUGACUCAUUCCGAGUACAAGCUGUAAUCGACGGGAAACCAAGCUUGAUAGAAGUUCUCAGUACGGCUGGGCAGGAAGAAUAUACUGCUUUGAGGGACCAGUACAUAAGAGAUGGAGAUGGAUUCCUUGUCGUAUACAGCAUAACCUCGCGGAAGUCAUUCCAUGCUGUGACCCAUUACAUCGAUCAGAUAGAACGUGUCAAAAGCCCCAACUCCCAGACAUCCAUCUACAAAGCCGUCUCACUACGAAUAAUGCUAGUUGGAAACCGAUGCGAUAGGGUUACAGAAAGAGAAAUUUCCACACAGGAGGGGUAUAUCUUCGCUAAAGAGCACGGGAUCGAUUUUGUUGAGGCCUCAGCGAAGAACUGCAUCAAUGUAGAAAAGGCAUUUUACGACGUGGUCCGAGAAUUGCGGAAACAGAGAGCAGCAGCCGCUCUCCUGGUGGCUUCAGCGUCGGCAUUCGGAGCGAUUUUCUCGCCUACGCCAUAG